This is a messenger RNA of Ruditapes philippinarum (Manila clam), 3870 nucleotides long. RefSeq names its product glutamine-dependent NAD(+) synthetase-like. Gene Ontology annotation, molecular function: NAD+ synthase (glutamine-hydrolyzing) activity; glutaminase activity; ATP binding. The coding region runs from base 73 to 3066 and encodes 997 amino acids. The transcript is spliced from 25 exons. Lineage: Eukaryota; Metazoa; Mollusca; Bivalvia; Venerida; Veneridae. Gene Ontology annotation, biological process: NAD+ biosynthetic process. The record is from RefSeq and is a predicted model, not a curated record. Gene Ontology annotation, cellular component: cytoplasm.
CUAGCAGGCGUCACGGAAAAAUAGUGAGUUAAACACCGGUUCGAAAUUAGGACGAAAGCGAAAGGAGAGAUAAUGGGAAGAAAAGUAACAUUAGCAACAUGCACACUCAAUCAGUGGGCAAUGGACUUUGAGGGGAAUUUAUCAAGAAUUUUGCAAAGUGUUCAAGAAGCUAAAAGUAAAGGUGCUACAUAUAGACUGGGGCCUGAACUGGAAAUUUGUGGGUAUGGCUGUGCUGAUCAUUUUCAUGAGAAUGAUACUUUCCUACACUCAUGGCAGGUCCUGGCUGAACUUCUAGUCGCACCCGAGUGUCAGAACAUCAUCUGUGAUGUAGGCAUGCCAGUGAUGCAUAAGAAUGUGGCUUACAACUGUAGGGUCAUCUUUCUUAAUAAGAAGAUCUUGUUGAUACGUCCGAAGAUGAUGAUGUGUAAUGAUUAUAACUAUCGAGAGACACGUUGGUUUACUGCAUGGAGGAAAGAAAGGGAAACUGAAGAAUUUUAUCUACCUAGAAUGAUACAAGAUAUAACAGAACAGAUAAAAGUUCCAAUAGGAGAUGCUGUUAUAGCUACAUUAGAUACAUGUAUAGGUAGUGAGAUUUGUGAAGAACUGUGGAAUUGUGAAAGUCGUCAUGUGAACAUGGCUCUAGAUGGUGUAGAGAUUAUCACUAACAGUAGCGGCAGUCAUCAUGAACUGAGGAAAGCUUACGUCAGAGUAGACCUCAUCAAAUCAGCAACCAUGAAGUGUGGUGGAGUAUAUGUUUUUGCUAACCUGAUGGGCUGUGAUGGAGAGAGGGUAUUCUAUGAUGGAUGUUCCAUGAUAGCUGUUAAUGGUGAAAUAGUGUCUCAAGGCCCACAGUUUACUCUCAGAGAUGUGACUGUCAAUGUAGCUACAGUUGAUUUAGAAGAUGCAAGAGCAUACAGAAACUCCAUGAGAAGUUUCUGUGAAAGGAAUGCUAUAGCGCCAUCAUUUCCACGUGUGCAUGUAGAUUUUUGUUUAUCGAGUGAUGAUUACUUCCUGCCAACAACUCAUCCUAUAGACUGGCAAUACCAUUCACCAGAGGAAGAAAUCAGUUUAGGUCCAGCUAUAUGGUUAUGGGACUAUUUACGACGUAGUGGUCAGGGUGGAUUCUUUCUGCCUCUCAGUGGAGGAAUAGACAGUUCUAGUACAGCUUGUAUUGUGGCCUCUAUGUGCAGGCUGGUCUGUGCUGAAGUACAGAAAGGAGAUGCCCAUGUGUUAUCAGAUAUCAGGAGAUUAGUAUCAGAUCAGGGAUAUUUCCCAACAGACCCCCAGGAGUUGGCUGGUAGAUUGUUUACUACAUGUUAUAUGGGAUCAGAGAAUUCCUCGGAGGAUACCAAGUCGAGGGCAGCACAGCUGGCUAAACAGAUUGGCAGUUUUCAUCUGUCAGUGACAAUAGAUAUUGCUGUGGCAGCGGUUAUAGGUGUUUUUACUGCUGCACUCAAACUUGUACCAAAGUUUAAAGCCCAUGGUGGAGGUCUUAGGGAAAACCUGGCUCUACAAAAUGUUCAGGCUCGUGUGAGAAUGGUACUGGCAUACUUGUUUGCCCAGUUGAGUUUGUGGGCUCGCGGUAGACCAGGGGGACUGCUGGUACUUGGAUCAGCUAACGUUGAUGAGGGUCUCCGUGGUUACAUGACAAAGUAUGAUUGUUCCAGUGCUGAUAUAAACCCUAUAGGAGGUAUAAGUAAAACAGAUCUACGACGCUUCAUAAAGUACUGCAGUGCUAAGUUUAACUUCUCAGCUUUAGAAGGGAUAUACAAUGCACCUCCCACAGCAGAGUUAGAGCCCCUGGCUGAUGGUAAAUUAGCUCAAACUGAUGAGGAAGAUAUGGGGAUGACAUAUGAGGAGUUAUCUGUGUAUGGUAGAUUGAGGAAACAACAAGGUUGUGGACCAUACAGUAUGUUCUGUAAACUUGUUCAUAUGUGGAGCUGGCUCACACCUGAACAGGUUGCUGACAAAGUCAAACAUUUCUUCAGAAGUUAUUCUAUAAAUAGACAUAAGAUGACAACCUUGACCCCUAGUUACCAUGCAGAGACUUACAGCCCUGAUGACAAUCGCUAUGACCACAGACAGUUUCUAUAUAAUGUGUCCUGGCCAUGGCAGUUUACAUGUAUAGAUACACAGGUAAAAAGAUUGAAAAACUGUGUACCAAGCAGUGCAGGCAAAGCCAGUAACCAGUCAGCAGGGAAAUUCCAGCAGGGAACCAGUCAGAACAAUAUGGCAGCAGGAAGUGGAGGUGUGAAUAGUAACCAAGCUAACUUCACAUCUGGUAUAGUUGUAUCAUUGUCCAGUAAUGAAGAUCAGGGUACCAUAGAUGCUCGGCUUGGGGACCAGUCUAGUCAACUGUUACAAGGGAGGAGUGAUGUCUGUCCUACAGUGGCAACAACAUUAAUGACUUCCUUUGACAAGAAGUUAAGCCUUAAGUCAGCCAUCUCAUCUGUGAAGUCUGGCUCAUCAUCAUCCAACUCAUCACUUCAAGUGAGCUCCAUUCAGCCAGGAACUUGGAUCUGUAAUAUAUGUCUUAUACAAAACAAGAAAGAUGAUUCAAUAUGUGGCGAAUGUAAGGCUGCAAAAUCAGCAUCCAAGCCUAGUGAAUUAAACAAAUCAGACAGUUUGUUUGAUAAGUUCAAGCUAGCUGCUGGAAGUUGGGCGUGUGAUGUUUGCCGAAUACAGAACAAGUCUGAUGACAAUAAAUGUGUGGCAUGUCAGACCCCUAAACCUCUCACGCUCUUUAAGCAUCCCCCUGUUGACUGGAUAUGUAAUGGAUGUCUGAGCAACAACAAAGCAUCAGCUGUAAAUUGUGAAGAAUGUAAUAAUGCACGACCAGGGCCACCUUGUACACAAGCAGGAGUGUUGGGGAAUACCAGUCAGUCAAUGGCACCAUCUAGCCCUGUGUUUCAGGUUGGUGCAAAGUUGACAGAAUCUACACCAGCUGUGACCUCUGUAGGAUUUAAAGGACCAGUCUGUCCUCCAGUAAAUGCCUCAAGUGCCACUAGACCUAGCACACCCUCUGAUAGAAAAAUACUGAAAGGAGUCCGAAAAAUAAGAUUAUGAUCAAGAUUGCAGUAAUGGUUACAGCCUAUGACAGCAGCGUAGGGCUUGGGCAGUCCACUUUAACAUGUUGUUCAGAGGCUCUCUGUUGUUUGUUGCUCAAUUAUGUAUUUUGAAACUUAAACAUUUCACAAUGGAUCAUUUGAUAGUUCUGAAAUUUGAGUAUAAUAAGUCAAUUACAUUUAAUGAUGUAAAUGUAUUUAAAUACUUAAUUUUAGACAAAAAAAAAUAGUUACAUUUUCUUAAAAUAGAUCACUGUUUUAUGUUUAAGAUUGACAGGCUUACAGAAGCAAUUUAUUGUUCAAACAAUCUAAUGACAUUUUACAUUCAUUUCUUACAUGAAAAUAAUUAAAUUAUGUGAUUGUUACAUAUUAAGGUAUUACCAUCCUAAUGCAUUACCUCCGCUUUGAAGAGUAUUCAAAUAGGCUAGAACUACUGUUUACUACAUUGAGAAUGAGGGCCGUGGGUUCAAUCCCCAGAAGGGUCAACUUUUUUUUUUCUUUCUUUUUUUCUUUUAACAUUAUUUAUGUAUCUCUCAUGUCCCAGUUGGAAAGAAAAAAUUGUUUAAUUUUUAUUUUUUAAUUUAAUUAGGUAUUUAUUGGCUAAAUUAUGUUAAAUCUAGUAAAAAAUAUGGUACCUGAUAUUUUCAAAGUGUAAUAAAAUCAGUAGGAAAAUGGUCAGACACGUGGUAAAAAUGGGUGGGGUAGGGUAACAUUUUUAUACAGAUUUCAUAAAUUUUAAGUAGAAACCGUAAUUUUGCUUAUGUGGAUUGUUAGCUGAAUGGUACUAUUUGUUUCUUACCAAAAA